UGGGCUGACUGCAAUGGGAAGAGCCUCCUGCAUGCUCCAGGUUCCCUUCCAAGCAACAUCACUGGUCUGGACCUCUCCUUCAACUCCUUGGUCAUGCCCCGUCACGGGACUCUCCUGAUGCAUUUCCCUUCCCUGCGCUACCUCAACCUCUCUAGCAAUGCCCUGCUGGCACUGAGCCCAGCAGUGUUCUCCAACCUCGGGGCACUGCGUCUGCUGGACCUGAGCAGCUGCAGCAUCGCCUACCUACACAGGGACUCUUUCAAGGGCUUGGGAAACCUACACACGCUGCUUCUAAGAAACAACAGUCUGCAAGAGCUUGAGGUCCCUUUCCUCUUGCCACUGAAGGCUCUUUUCCACCUGGACCUGCAGCAUAACAUGCUGGUCUCUGUGGACACCUUGAGCCUGCAGCUGAUGGAGGAAGUCCCACAGGUCUGGCUGGAAGGGAACUCCUGGGUCUGCAACUGCACCGCACACCCUCUGCAGCAGUGGCUACAGCGCAGGCAAGCUGUGCAGGUGACCUGCGCAUCACCCCCGGGGCUGCGGGGCCAGCAGGUCGCAGGUCUGGCUCCCCAGGACCUGGGCUGCCAGGUGAAGCAGCGGUUUCCUCGCGGGGACAGCACGGCGCAGCAGAUCACAGUGACCCACAGCAACACCACCACACCGCCAGCCGGGAAGGGAGGAAGGAGCUGGCCAUACCUGGUGGGCUUCCUGGUGGGAGCAAUUGGCAUCUCCAUCCUCAUCGCACUGGCUGCCAAGUGCAAGCUUUUCCACAAAAACUUUGCCAGCUACCGCCACCGGCCGCUGCCUGAAACCAGCUCGAUUGGGGGCAGUCCCAUGGAGGACGGCAGUGGCUGGGACAUGGGCUCCUCCGGCCGAGAGGCCUGUGAGAGCCACCCCAUGCCCGGUGCUGCCGACCUGCAAGCUGAGGAUGACGACGGUUUCAUUGAGGACAACUACAUCCAGCCAAGUGAGCGGCUGCCAGAGGAAGAGGAGCGGGACUUGCACCUCUCCAUCUGA
Molecule: messenger RNA, 1017 nt
Organism: Merops nubicus (carmine bee-eater)
Lineage: Eukaryota; Metazoa; Chordata; Aves; Coraciiformes; Meropidae
Product: chromosome unknown open reading frame, human C1orf210
Exons: 3
Coding region: 94-1017 (307 amino acids)
Molecular function (GO): protein binding
Source: RefSeq, a predicted model, not a curated record